GGAUAAUCGAGCUUCAUACGUACGCGGUGUGUUCACCUUUGAACAUAAUCAACCUCAACUUUACAACUUUACAACUACGGCCGUGAAUUCGUGCAUAUCCAUUUCAAGCACGGACAUCUACCUUUUAAGGCGUUACUUAACUUUGGCCAAGACCUUGCAAGUUGGGCACCGAUUGCCCUUCAUGGGGCUAUUUAACAGUUUUUCUUUUUCAUGCAUGCAUAUUUUGCGGAUGUGGUUGGAGUAAGACAUUGGAGAAAAGACAAUAAUAAACAAACUAUCGCCUAAUCCUGAGUUACUAAAUGAUACUCUGCCAUGGAUGCAUUCCUAGCCAAGCUAUCCUACCACGCCACCAACUACGCUAUUAGGUCUUGUUUCGCUCUGACUUCUACCUAUGUCAUCCAGCAAGGUUCAAGAUUACUAAAGACCGUUGAUGACGAUCCUCUACGGGCUGAGUUGAGCCAUCUACAACGACGGUUGGCUCGCAAGAUCGAGCUCAUCUCCCCUAUACUCGAGUCUAUCGAGUUUCGUUUUGCUAGAGGAAACUCAACUUUAGAGGCCGUAGUGCAGACAGCACAAGAACUACGAGCCAAUGUUGACUUACUUGGAAAACGUCUUGAAGCUGCUGCCUUAGCAGACCAAUCUCACCAAAAUGGAAAAGCAAAGGGCCCCGCUGCUACUGCUUCUGUGCGUCGUAUCGAAGUCAAGAGCAUCAUCACAGACAUCAAACAACUAAUUGAAGACAUUGAUGAUUCCAUACCUCUCAUCAAUCUUUGGGUGUCUGCAAUCGGGGGUAUCCAAACCCAACACUCGGCUUUUUCCCCCUCCCGUUUAUUACAGGCUAGCAUGCUUGUGAAUGUCGGCGAUACUCAGUACAUUCUCAACCCGGGCAGGCCCAUGCAGAUCGGCCCAGACUUUAUGCUGUCUAUCUACAUGUUAUUUCGUGCCCAUGCUUCUCCUGAAGACACGAUAGAGCCGUACGGCAUAGAAGAGGGCCAGCGUAAGCCGGUAUGGCAGGAAGUGAUCCACAAAGCCCGAGUCCGGCUCCGUAGGAUACCACUCGAGGAUAAUGUCCCUGGAAUGAACAACAACAUAGAGCAUAACACAUCUUAUGUAAGUUAUGCGUACCAACUUCAAAUUGUGGAGGACUUAGAUGACGGACGUGUCCACACAAUCGAGGACGGCUGUGCCCGGCCAAGUUCUUACGAGGGUGUCCCCAAUGCUGGUAUACGAGAAUUUAUCCCGGUCCACCAGAUUUCAAAGAUGUUCUACGCGGACGUUGGGAGGAUUUUGAACAUAAAUAACGAAGAUGGCGCCUCGAGUAGUCCCGUAUUAUUGCUUAAAAGGGACGUGAAGGCUAUACCUCCGAAUCACGGGCAGCGAACCGAUAUAUUUCGGGAGGACCAACAACAGUUAAUCGAAGGCCUAGACGAGAGUAUCAUAUCCGACGGCACUUUAGAGGGCGAUUCUCAGGAUGAAAUAGACCGUCAACUUCGCCAGGAAAUCGUGGUCACUAAGGCUGCUAUACGGACAGCACAUAAACUUCAAUCAGAGACACCCACUAAUUCUUGGAGGCUUCCACAGGACCUUGACCCUGCAUGGAUAGCUCUAGAAGUUUUUGAGAUGGACGACGACGACGAUGACGAUGGUACAACGGAUGAUGAGGACGACCAUACGCCCGAAGAAGAUGAAGAAUAUAGAACAGAAAAAGACCAACAUUCAAACUCCAACAUCCCCCGCCGGUUGAAAAACAGCACGCGCCCAUCCGCCGAUUCAAAUCUAGUAACCCAGCUCAGCCGGAUGAGCAUAGCCUCCACACCCUCACGGUCGUCCUCCAGGAACUCAGGCGGCACACUUAUCCCCGACAACAGGAAAUUCGACGAAGACCUACUCGAACGCUCACCCUUCGGCGCCAUCCACACCUCCCUCUCGCUCCUCGAAAUGAUGCUCCGCCUGACAAGCCUACAGGAGUUCGAGCAGACCACACACCUUGCCAUUCCAGACCACGUACUAAAAUUCUACCUUGACGAGUCGGUCUCGCGAGCGGAUGCUGACGCGCCAGUUCAUCGCAGCCUUAGCAGGGAGCGGAACUGAAGCCGAGAUAAUACUUUGGCGCUGGCGGGGUCUUGGAUGCGAUUAGCCUGGGAUAAAGCUAAUAAAUAGGUACACAACUAGGUUGAAUCUAUAAAGUUGGUUCUUCGGUUCGCAAGUAGACUGAGUAGAUGGACUCAUGUAAAAGGUGCAAAGACCGGGGCUUGGCAUAACGGGCAACGAGACAACUUACGAGACGACUAAUCGUAAUUCAAAGUCUAAAUGCAAAUUGAUCAUAUAAUCAAAAAAACAUUUUACCCUCA
Molecule: messenger RNA, 2351 nt
Organism: Daldinia loculata
Lineage: Eukaryota; Fungi; Ascomycota; Sordariomycetes; Xylariales; Hypoxylaceae
Product: Ran-binding-domain-containing protein
Exons: 3
Coding region: 313-2091 (592 amino acids)
Cellular component (GO): nucleus; cytoplasm
Molecular function (GO): GTPase regulator activity
Source: RefSeq, a predicted model, not a curated record